Toxotes jaculatrix (banded archerfish) is the source of this 2802-nucleotide messenger RNA. It is a transcript of the gene msh4, whose product is annotated as mutS homolog 4. Gene Ontology annotation, cellular component: nucleus. Lineage: Eukaryota; Metazoa; Chordata; Actinopteri; Toxotidae. The coding region runs from base 1 to 2802 and encodes 933 amino acids. The record is from RefSeq and is a predicted model, not a curated record. Gene Ontology annotation, molecular function: ATP binding; ATP-dependent DNA damage sensor activity; mismatched DNA binding. Gene Ontology annotation, biological process: reciprocal meiotic recombination; mismatch repair. The transcript is spliced from 20 exons.
AUGUUUCGUAGCAGCACGGAGGAGGUAACAACUGGCGGCGACACCUCAGAGUGUGGACAAACCCGGGCGACGUCCCCAACGGGUAGGAGUGGACUGAACGAAUCUACCUCGUACGGUCCCCCAUCAGCUUCCACAGGGUCAUCCCACCAAAGUUUACAUGAAAGCAGUACGAGCUCUAGCCAUGGCCCAGCGCUACCCCGAACAUCCUCAGGUGAACUUACGUAUAACCAGAGAAGUCAGUUUCAUCACAGCUUCCUGUUAGGGAGGGCAAAUCCAUCAGUCCUUACAUCUACUUCAGACAGCUCAUCCUUCCGCAGCCGUGGAGGAACACCCAGACUCAGAAGGACUCCAGGGUCUGCUGGAGCCACAGGAACACGUCCUGCACAGACACCUCGAACUGAUCAGACUGCAACAAGUUGCUCCUCUGCGACUUCAACCUCUGUUGCCUCUGUGGUUGUAGCAGUGGUUGAAGGGCGUGGUUUGGCCAGAGGAGAAAUUGGCAUGGCCAGUCUCAACUUAAAAUGUCCAGAGCUUGUACUCUCUCAGUUUGCAGACACUGGGACGUAUGCCAAGGUCAUAACCAAGAUUCACAUCUUGGUGCCUCUGGAAAUUCUGAUGCCAGACACAGCUAGUGAGAAGGGGAAAAGGACCAAGCUGUUCAACCUCAUCACUGAGAACUUCCCGGGUGUAGCUUUCACUGCCAUCCAAAGGAAGUAUUUUAAUGAGAGGAAAGGACUGGAGUACAUUCAGCAGCUGUGUGCUCCAGAAUUUGGCACUGUCCUCAUGGAAGUGCAAGCUAAAUAUUAUUGCCUAGCAGCUGCAGCUGCUUUGCUGAAAUACUUAGAGUUCAUUCAGAACUCUGUCUACGCUGCCAAGUCUCUUAAAGUGAGCUUUAAAGGGAGUGAACAGACGACCAUGAUUGACUCAGCGUCUGCCACUAACUUGGAGCUGGUGGUCAAUAAUAGAAACCACAGGAGUGAACAUACUCUUUUAGGGGUACUUAACCACACAAAAACACCUGGUGGUGCUAGAAGAUUGCGCUCCAAUAUCCUGGAGCCUCUGGUCGAUGUGGACACCAUCAACAUACGACUGGACACCAUACAAGAGCUCCUGCAAGAGGAGGAGCUCUUCUUCGGCCUGAAGAAUGCCAUAGGUCAUUUCCUUGACAUUGACCAACUGCUCUCUGUUCUUGUCCAAAUCCCAAAGCAGGAAACAGUUCAGGUUGCUGAAGCAAAGAUAACACAUGCCAUUCAGCUGAAACACACAUUGGAUCUGGUGCCAAGGUUAAGGAUGGUGUUGAAGAACUGCAACACAGCUCUACUUAAAGCAUACAGCACCUCACUGGAAGACACCAGGUUUGACCUGAUCCUAGAGCAGAUCAAGACAGUGAUUAAUGAUGACACUACCUACCUGAAGGGGAGUCUGAACAUGCGCACCCAGAAGUGUUAUGCUGUUCGCCCUAAUGUCAACGAGUUCCUCGACAUUGCCAGGAGAGCUUACACUGAGAUAGUAGAUGACAUUGCAGGGCUAGUGAACCAAAUGGGGGAGAAAUAUGGCUUGCCAAUGCGUACCAGCUUCAGCACAGCUCGAGGUUUUUUCAUUCAGAUGAAGCUUGAAGGGGUGGUUUUGCCUGAGGGGAAUCUCCCCGCUGAGUUCAUCAAGGUAACCAAGCACAAGAACAACUAUGGCUUCACCACUGCAGACCUGAUGAAAAUGAAUGACCGCUGUGAUGAGGCCCUGAGGGAGAUCUUUCACAUGUCCUAUGUGGUGAUAUGUCAACUGCUGAGCACCGUCCAUGAGCACAUCCACUGUCUUUACAAGCUCUCUGAUGCUGUGUCCAUGCUGGACAUGUUGCUAUCACUUGCAAAUGCAUGCACCAUCUCAGACUAUGUGCGUCCAGAGUUCACAGACACGCUGGCGAUCAAGCAGGGUCGUCACCCCAUUCUGGAGCGAAUAACUGGACAGCAGCCUGUCUCGAACAAUAGCUACAUCUCCGAGGGCAGCAACUUUGUCAUCAUCACUGGACCCAACAUGAGUGGCAAGUCCACCUACCUCAAACAGGUGGCGCUGUGUCAGAUCAUGGCUCAGAUAGGCUCUUUUGUCCCUGCUGAGUAUUCCUCUUUCCGUGUUGCUGAUCAGAUUUUCACCAGAAUUGGUGUGGAUGAUGACUUUGAAACUAACUCUUCCACCUUCAUGUUGGAAAUGAAGGAGAUCUCUUACAUAAUCCACAAUGUAAGUGACAGAUCCCUGAUCAUAAUAGACGAGCUGGGGCGUGGUACCAGUGCUGAGGAGGGCAUUGGCAUCUGUCACUCAGUUUGUGAGUUCCUCCUUAGCCUCAAGGCGUUCACCUUGUUUGCCACACACUUUCUUGAGCUGUGCCAACUAGAGUCUCUUUAUCCCAAUGUGGAGAACCAGCACAUGGAGGUUCAGCACACACGCAGUGGUGACACUGGUGCUGAGAGCGUGGUGUACACAUACUUGCUGAAACGAGGAUGCUCUGAGGAAAGACAUUAUGGUCUGAGAGCAGCGGAAAUGACUGCCCUUCCUUCAACAUUAAUCCAAGAGGCAAAGAUCAUUGCCUCCAAUGUUAGCCAGCAGCUCUUGGCCAAACAUCACAGUGAUCCGGAAACACAAAGGCAGAGAGCUGUGUACCACCUGGCCACCCGCCUCCUGCAGGCUGCCAGGAACUCCAGACUGGACCCCGACAGCCUGCGUAUGUAUCUGAAAGGCCUGAGGAAGCAAUACGAGGCAGAGUUGCAGGCCGCAGGGCAGCCAGUGUCUAUGUACACAGAAGAGGAAUGA